AUGGUUGCCAAAAUUCUGCUGAGCCUGCUGCUCCUUGUUGUUGCCACCGAGCUGUCUUCAGCCCAGUGCCCCCAAAAACUCUGCCCAGUGGUCACAAACUCGAAUCCUCGGUGCAAGGGAAAUCUUCAGUAUCAGUGCGUUUGCGAUUUCACCUGCUCCGAAUGGGAUAAGCCCUGCAAUUGGGUCCUUUCCUGCAAAAAUGAAAUCGACGACAUCAAUGCCGUUCGCGACAAGAAAAAUAAGCUAAGUUUGCUUAGGUUGCCCAACCGAAAUCAGCAGGAGUGUUUGGACAUCAAUAUCAACACCCACAAGCAUCCCAAUUGCUGUAACUUGUUCUGCAAGGCUAAUGUUAAGGAUGUGUGUUUUUAA
Molecule: messenger RNA, 369 nt
Organism: Drosophila santomea
Lineage: Eukaryota; Metazoa; Arthropoda; Insecta; Diptera; Drosophilidae
Exons: 2
Coding region: 1-369 (122 amino acids)
Source: RefSeq, a predicted model, not a curated record